Aureobasidium musti is the source of this 747-nucleotide messenger RNA. Lineage: Eukaryota; Fungi; Ascomycota; Dothideomycetes; Dothideales; Saccotheciaceae. The record is from the annotation of a GenBank genome assembly.
AUGGCGUUACCGCUGAAGCCAGGUCUGACGCCGGCCGAGGUGGCCUUUCUGUGCGAGAUGGAGAUGGUGACGGUCAUACCACGCCAGCGCCUCGACUCGCUCGAGCUGCUCGGGGGCCCUACCAAAGCCCUGACACCUCCCUUUCCUACGCCACUGCCUCUAUGGCUCGCUCUGCUACUCAAGCGCCAGCGUCGCGCAAACAUCCUACCUCCUCCCUGGCUCAACCCGGAAGCUCUUUCCGCAAUCCUUGAUAUCGAGGUCGACAAUGAAGACCUCUUCUCUCCACCGCCUCCCCUUCCUGCAGCCAAGACUCUGCCAUCCGACCAAUAUCUCGAUCAAACUGCCUUAGAAGUGUCCGCUCCUUUCUUGCCUUCAAGCACCUCGAACGCCGAACCAGAUGCUUUGCCCUACCACUGGCUGGAACUGAGCCACAUGAUCCUGUCACAUGCAUCUGACGAUUUCCAAGAACCUGAUACUGUCAGACGCUUACUGCGCGACCUCAAGGAAGUGCGUAUGGCCAAGCUUAGGAAAGGUAUAAAAGUUCUGGAUGCCGGUGCCGGAGUUCAAAUGAACGGCGUGGGUGCUCUAGAGAUUGCCGAAUCGAGGUCCUUCAUUUCUGGUGUCGUUGAUGGCCUAAGGAGAAUUGGUGCCUCAAGGGAACAGACGCGCAAGGAAAGAGACGCAGAAGAUGCCGAGCAUGGCUAUGCUGCGAGCUCAAUCGAUGAUCAAGACGACGACAUGUUAUGA